UUAAAUGUGUGCACGCAGAAAUGACGAACCACACACAGCCGCUCUGAUAAGGUGUUUUGGAUAGGCUAAAGACUACCACCGGACAACUGAUUUUAAAGCGGAUAUCUGUAUCAUAUAAGAAGCAUGUCAGCUUUUGUGGCCCAUCCCUCGGUUCGUAUCAGGGGAACAGAACAUACAUACACUCCUGUGCUGUGUCAGGAUGAGAAGUGUGCAGGGCAGCAGAAAGGAGUGCACAUGCACUGCCCUCUGUGUUCUAUUGCAGAGGCUUACCAAGACCCUGUCAUCCUGAGAGCUCACUUCCGCAUCAAACAUGUGGACAAAGGCAUAGAUUUUGCAGGCUUGAAGGUGCUGCGAUGCUGUAACCAUUGUGAAAUUGUGGGCACAAUUAAAGGAGAAAAAAGGUUUAAGGGUGCUCAUUGGCACUGUUACCGCUGCAGAAAUGGUUUCAACAGGAGGGAUGAAGCCAUCAAGCAUUUUAAGACGCACUUUCGAAAUCCCCACACCACAUUUCAAAUCCAAGUCACACAGAAUGUGAAUUGUCGACAGUAUUAUGGAGAGAGUUCAGAGGCUCAUGCUAAAGCAUAUGAAGGACUGGCAGUGAGUUUUGGAACAGGCGGAGAUGACACUAGCAUUGGAUCAAUCUUAACCCAGCCCAUUCUGACUGCUGGCUCUGAAACCCUAUUAACUGUGGAGCCAAAGGAAGAUGGUGAGAGAAAUGGAUUCCCAUUGGGUGCUGAAGAGGAGGUGGGGUCUUCCCAGCAUUCAUCUGAUGGGACACAGACUCUUGUCCUUAUGGACCCUGAUGGACAGGGAGGCAGCGUGAUCUAUGACACAUCCACUGAUAUUCUCACUGAACAGGAGGCUGAGGGUAUUGAACAGACUCUGCUACAGAAACGACUCCUGGAACUUCACCAACAGAUUGACACACUACGCCAAGAGAAGGAGACUAUGGAGAGGACACUACAAACUGAAAUAAAACAGCUUAAAGAGCAGGUUGCAAGCCUGGUUCAGUCUAAUGUAAGGAUGUUUGAGGAACUGCAAGCAUAUCAAUGUCCAGACCACAGCCAGCAAAAGGUGGUCAAACUCGUGGAGAGUCUUGAAGCUCAGCACAAAGAACUGCUGCAGGCGCAGCUAGCCUCACUCAGGAGAGAGAUCCUCUCCAGUGCAUACAGCAUGCCAAUCAAUGGCCACAAGGGGACACUGGAGCUCAGUGUAGAUCCAGAGGAACCGCAAGCUGAAGAAAUCAGUGGCACUUUAACAGGACUGGAAGAUAUGGAUGUUCAACUACAAGCUGAGCAGCAUGAAUCUUCAGAGCUGGGAUUAGAGCCAGCUGAUUCAAUACCCUGUUUGGAGAGCCCAAGCUUGGACAUAGAUUUGCCAAACACUGGAUUGACUACAUCCAAGAUUUUAGAGGAUAAACAGCAAGUGACACUGGCAUUUAUGUCAUCUAAGAAACGCAGUUCAGUGGAUGAAUCCGAAGAGACAGUAGAAACCAAAGUACAGAGAGUCUGUUAAGAGUCACUUUACAUUACAAAUACUCCAUUCCUCCUCCUUGUCAUUAUUAGGAAUUGUGGUUACACUGGCCACACAUUACUGGCCAAAAAUUAUAUAUGUAUAGUGAUCUGUCCAUAUUCUAUCCCUGGCGAAAUACACUUGGACAAUUUUAGCUGUUUUUAAGAGAUACAGGCAUUUGAUUUUGCCUUACUAGUAGUGGGCAAAAAAAAAAUAAAUCAUGAACGAUUGUUACUUUUCUACGAUCCAAAAUAUUAGACAGAAAAUGUAUUGUACAGAUUUUUAUGUAAACUACUGUAUGUACCCACGCUGGACAUUUUGAUUCAGAGGUUGCAACCAUGCAGACAUGUUGUGGUGAUUUGAGCGUGGCCAAGCGAUGUCUGUGGAGAACGAGGCCGGGAGAGGAAGAAUGGUAAAGAUGGACACCUGUGGGAAAUGAUCUCUAACAGCUGUUGUUACAGUGAGAGCUGGAGAGGUAAGAGGGCGGUCCAGACUGCCGGAGGAGAGAGAGACGCAUGCAGCAGAGUGAUUAUGUGUGUGCAUUGUUGCUGAAAAGCAAAAACCUUUGCAUGUAGACUGAAAAGUGUGGAAAAUAAAAGCUUAUGUGUAUUGUUGAUCUGGCUGCCGCUUCCUUCACGAAGAGAGUUAAAGAACCUGUCACAUUGGUGCCAAAAACCCGGGUUUAGGAGGAAGAAAACACCGUCAUGGAGUCUUCACCACUGGCUGAAAUGUUCAAGACCCUCACCAGCAUCCACAAAACACAAAGGGUUUUUCUUUUCAGCAACAAUGCACACACAAUCCCUCUGCUGCAUGCAUUUCUCUCUCUCUCUCCCUUCCAGCCAUCUGAACUGCCCUCUUAUCCCUCUCCAGCUCUCACUGUAACAACAACAACAACUGUUAAAGAUAAUUUCCCACAGGUGUCAAUCCUUACCGUUCUUCCUCUCCCGGCCUCGCUCUCCACAUACAUUGUUUGGCCAUGCCCACAUCACCACACAUGUGUUAUUUAAACGUUGCUGUUUUAUGACAUUGACUUCUCAAAUUUGCUCUGAUGCUGUUAUGAUUCAAAGGAUGUUUUAUAUUGGAUUGUCUAAGGGUGACGUUGGCCAAAAAGAGAACUCAAUUUAAUGAAAGAUUACAGAGAUUGACCACUUGAACAAGACCAGGAACGAGAAUUAAGAAAUUAGAAAGGGGCCAUUUUAAAGGGUGACAUAAAUGGUUGGUCAGGAACAAUAGAUCUACAGUAAAUUGUAGUCCUAUUUUAAGUCCUAUUUCAACUCUUCUGGUCUUUUUAUACUUGAAAUCAUAAACCCCUGUCAAACAGAAUCCUUGAAUAUCCUUGGAAUAUCAUACUUUAUCCUUGGUUUAGAAUCAGGUGAGGUCUUUGCCAUGGUGUUGUAUUUCAUGAUGUAAUCUGGACAUAAGCUACUUGAUGUGGACAAAUGUAAAUGUGCCAUGUUCUGAUCAGGUGAUAGGUGAUUUCAUGUUAAUGCCAAGUAUAAACGGGUCCUAUAUUCCAUGCAAGUAAGGCUUCACUGAGCUGUGUUAAAUACCCUGUUGCAGUUUUAGCUAAAUUACUAAUCACUUCGCUGCGACAGGUGGACGACGUGACAUCCGUUUUGAAAUUCACUGACAUGUAAUUGACGUUAGGUCUGCGUCUUGAUUUAGUCAAACUUUUGUUCAGUGAGACAAGUGAAUGAUGCAGUCAUAUUUUUGGAACUUUUCACUGGAACUAGUGUUAUUAUUAUCAUUACUAAA
Xyrauchen texanus (razorback sucker) is the source of this 3267-nucleotide messenger RNA. RefSeq lists its product as uncharacterized. NCBI's taxonomy places the organism in Eukaryota, Metazoa, Chordata, Actinopteri, Cypriniformes, Catostomidae. The transcript has 8 exons. The record is from RefSeq and is a predicted model, not a curated record. Bases 124 to 1515 code for a protein of 463 amino acids.